AUGUCUGAUUUACAUCAUCUUUCUUCACCUUGGAUCUUUUGGUUUGAAUCAGGUAAAGACUCUGAUCGUUCUACUAGCAUUACUUCAUUUGGAGAACAAAUACAAACAAUUUGUACAAUAGAAAAUUUCUGGGGAUUUUAUGAAGAUUUUCCAAAUAUUACUUCUGUUUUAAAAGGAAGUGACUCUCAUUUCUUUAGAGAUAAAAUAAGACCAACCCAAGGAGAUGAUGAAAACAAAAAUGGUGGUAGAGUUGUGUUCUCUUUUGACCUUAAAACUCAAGAACAAACAGAACAUGUAGAACAAAUUUGGUGUAAAUUAUUAUGUUACUGUAUUGGGGAAAUAUUUAAUCAACAUGAAGACGUUAAUGGUGUUUCAUUCUCCAUGAGAAGCCAAGCAAAAAUUACUAUUUGGUUAAAACAUAAUGAUGAAAAUAAUGUAAAAACAUUCGUCGAUGAUUUGAGAAAUGACUUUGCUAUUACAAAUAAAUGCAAAUUCUUUGAUCAUCAAAAACAACUUGCCAUGCCAAUUGAAUUUUAA
Molecule: messenger RNA, 537 nt
Organism: Entamoeba dispar SAW760
Lineage: Eukaryota; Evosea; Mastigamoebida; Endamoebidae
Product: eukaryotic translation initiation factor 4E, putative
Exons: 2
Coding region: 1-537 (178 amino acids)
Biological process (GO): translational initiation
Cellular component (GO): eukaryotic translation initiation factor 4F complex
Molecular function (GO): translation initiation factor activity; RNA 7-methylguanosine cap binding
Source: RefSeq, a predicted model, not a curated record